CCUUCGGGAAGCGGCCGCCUGGCGCGGCCCGGGGGAGCCCGGAGCUGGGGUGCCGAACCCAGAGGAGCCCUUGGAGCAUCGCUGAGCCCCAGCCCAGGCAGAAACAAUCAAAGAACCAGGCCGAGACCAGACAGCCAAACCACAGGGAAGUGGGGAGGAUACAGAUCAAACAAUGCAGCAAGGAGGAUUUCACACCCCAGCUACUGAGACGUGGUUUCUUGCCAGACAGCAGCUACCAAGCGACGUUUUCUAACACUGACGAGUGUCCAAGAAAAUGCACCCCAGUGAUUCCAGGCAGGUCCUGAAGGGGGCGCUGCUCUGCUCCCUGCUCGCAGCUCUGCUGCUCCAAGUGGCCGUGGGGCUGGAGUGCUACAGCUACAGGGGCACCUUCACGGGCAGCUUCUCCCUGGGCGAGGUGCCCAAGGUUACCUGCGGGCCGGCGCAGAACGUCUGUGCCGAGGGGCUGAUCGUCCUGAGCAUCGGGGGCCCGCGGAUGCUGGUGGUGAUGAAGAAGGGCUGCCACACGGCGCCGUCUCGGGACCUCUCCGGCAUCAGCGAGGGGCCGUAUCUCCCCGACUACUAUCACACCCGCUUCUGCAACGCCAGCCUCUGUAACCACCGGUACCGGGACAACAGCCGCAUCCCGGCCUUUCCCACAGCGCCCCCAGACAACACCUCCAGAAGCCUCCUGUGCUACACCUGCAUUGGGAGCACCCCGGAGAGCUGCUCCCCGCGCCGCGCCCAGCAGAGCCAGUGCCAUGCCGACACCCCGCUGUGCUACGAGGGGACAGGCACGGCCACCAUCGGAGACUUUGUGGUCCCCAUCUACCUCCGCUCCUGCCAGGCAUCGGGCUGCGCAUCCAUCACGCCGGCCGACCCUUGGCUGAAUAUCCAGCUCGAGAAAAGGUCCUGCUGUGCUCAGCCCCUGUGCAACCACGCGCCGGAGCCGGCACCCACGGAGCCGGCACCCCGCCCCUCGCGCACAGCCCCCACCAAUGGCAGCCCCCGGCCUGGGCUGUCCCUGCCUGCGCUGCUGCUGGGCGGGCUGGGCCUGCUCUGGGAUCAGGGCAGGGGAUGGAGGCUCCCCCUAUAGACGACCCCUCCCAGUCCUGGGGGCACCAUAAAGUCCGUCAAGCCAGCCACAGCCCUGCUCCUCCCAGGCUCCCCGGCUCCCACUGUGCCCAGCUCCUCCCAGGCUCCCCGGCUCCCACUGUGCCCAGCUCCUCCCAGGCUCCCCGGCUCCCUCUGUGCCCAGCUCCUCCCAGGCGCCCCGGCUCCCGCCGUGCCCAGCUCCUCUCAGGCGCCCCGGCUCCCGCCGUGCCCAGCUCCUCCCAGGCUCCCCGGCUCCCACCGUGCCCAGCUCCUCCCAGGCUCCCCGGUUCCCACCGUGCCCAGCUCCUCCCAGGCUCCCCGGCUCCCGCCGUGCCCAGCUCCUCCCAGGCGCCCCGGCUCCCGCCGUGCCCAGCUCCUCCCCGGCUCCCACCGUGCCCAGCUCCUCCCAGGCUCCCCGGCUCCCGCCGUGCCCAGCUCCUCACAGGCUCCCCGGUUCCCACCGUGCAGCUCCUCCCAGGCUCCCCGGCUCCCGCCGUGCCCAGCUCCUCCCAGGCUCCCCGGCUCCCGCCGUGCCCAGCUCCUCCCCGGCUCACACUGUGCCCAGCUCCUCCCAGGUGCCCCGGCUCCCUCUGUGCCCAGCUCCUCCCAGGCGCCCCGGCUCCCGCCGUGCCCAGCUCCUCCCAGGCUCCCCGGCUCCCAUGGAGAUGCUGCCCAGGGCUCUUUAAUACCCAUCACUCUGGCACUGUCCCCGCUAGGUGUGGUCAUGGGGCCCCUGCAUGGCUGGCGACUGCCCCUCCCCCAAACUCCCCGCCCCGAUCGUGCUUCAUGUGGGGACUGGGGAUUUCUUUGUAAACAUGCAGUGGCUGAGCCGGAGACCCCGGAGCUGCCCCAUCCGGCCAGGCCCAGGGUAUUCAGUGGGAGCUGAGAGCCAGGGGCCCCGGAUCAGCCCCAUGGGCCCAUCUACCCCGGGGCCCCGCCUCCUCCUCGCCCCCGGAUCAGCCCCACGGGCCCAUCUACCCCGGGGCCCCGCCUCCUCCUCGCCCCCGGAUCGGCCCCACGGGCCCAUGUACCUCGGGGUCCCGCCUCCUCCUCACCCCUGGAUCGGCCCCACGGGCCCAUCUACCCCGGGGUCGCGCCUCCUCCUCGCCCCCGGAUCGGCCCCACGGGCCCGUCCACCCUGGGGCCCCGCUUCCUCCUCGCCCCCGGAUCGGCCCCACGGGCCCAUCUACCCCGGGGUCCCGCCUCCCCCUCGCCCCCGGAUCGGCCCCACGGGCCCUGUGACGGGUCGUAGCUCCCGGGUGCCGUCUGGGAGCUGUUGGAACUGCUGUGCCCCCUUGAUUAUUCAGAGGGGCCGGCUCAGCCAGCCUCUCCAGGCCCUGCUAUCCCCCAACACGACAGCAGGUGGCGCCACCCACCCAACUGAGUUACCUGAGUGCUUUACCGAAGCCACCCAAUCGCCAGCUCCCCCGCCUGGCGCCCCCGCUGGAGCAUAAACCCGAACGGGCCUGUCUGGCACCGCACAGGGACCUGGCGAGUGCAGGCUCCCCCCUCGGUGUGGGGAAGGGAGGUGUGACAGUUACUGGUGGCCCCCCCUUAAUGGCUUACAAGCGGCCCGUAGGGGGAAGCAGAAGCCUCACGUACACAGUAACCAGAACUUUUGAACUGUCUUUUCUCUUCUGCCUCAAAGCAGAGAAAUCUUGCUCCAAGCCGGUUUUUACUAACCAGAUAACAGGAGCUCGGGGUUUGACACCCACCAAUGAAGUGUUAACACGGCUUGGUCUUGUCUGAAAGUGUAUAAAAAGCUUGUGAAACUUGUUAUGCAGCAGAGUUCUUUGUACCUGAGUACAAGGCUCGCCUUUUUUCUGCAGAAUAAAGCAACCUUUCCUUA
This is a messenger RNA of Mauremys mutica (yellowpond turtle), 2941 nucleotides long. Its product is annotated as ly6/PLAUR domain-containing protein 5-like. NCBI's taxonomy places the organism in Eukaryota, Metazoa, Chordata, Testudines, Geoemydidae. The record is from RefSeq and is a predicted model, not a curated record. Gene Ontology annotation, cellular component: plasma membrane. The coding region runs from base 275 to 1093 and encodes 272 amino acids. The transcript is spliced from 7 exons.